Molecule: messenger RNA, 4153 nt
Organism: Python bivittatus (Burmese python)
Lineage: Eukaryota; Metazoa; Chordata; Lepidosauria; Squamata; Pythonidae
Source: RefSeq, a predicted model, not a curated record
AUGGAAACCUGUAGCCUUGGGAAUAAAAAAUGUGCAUCUCCCUGGAUUUCAAAAGACUCACUGGGGAAAGUAUUAUCUCCUGGAACAACUAAUGAGAAAGAAGGACCAUCAUCAGGAAACAGCACCGGUGACCUUUUCAUUGAACAGUUCACACUUCUCAAUAAUUCUGACAACAGUUACAUGCUGGAAAGAGAAGUUGCUAUACCUGAGGACUUAGGUCAUGCUUCAUUCUCUCCGGAUAUCAAGCCUUUGGGGAAUUUGGUCAGCUGCAUUUCUCCCCAAUGUUUCAUGCCACCAACUGCAGCUGGACUUCUUCCUGCUGUGAAGAAUAGUGAAACUUUGGGAAAUUCCAAUUCUGUUGCUGCAGCUUCCCUUUUGAGAACUCAACAAGCCAUAUCUCUUAAGGAACAGAUUAUUAUUUCCUGUUUUCAGAGUCCAGGAGAGCAAGAACAGCUCAUGAUGCACCAGCUGGAGCCCAUGCAACCGCUAGUACCUGAGCAACAGAAAAGCAUUACAUUCUAUAACCCAGAAACAAACAUGGACUCAUUACCUGAAAGUCAUGAGACCAACACAGAAAAUGCUUCUAGGCAUAAUCUCGAAGAACACAAAAAUGGUGCAAUCAAAGAAUCUUGGCCUGAAUGCUUGCCAUGUAUUACAGAAGAGAGGGAAGAACAACCCAUAGAGGAGAACGCUCCUUUGUCCCCCUUGGGAUUAAGAAGGAAUGUGAAGACUGACAUUGUAGUUGACAGAUCAAUCAGACCUGGUGCUGGAAAAAGACAGAAAAACAUGGAGGAAUUUGUUGAAGAACUGAAAGUAGAUUCUCCAGGAAUUGAGAUGCAGCACCAGAAUUCCGGUGAGGCCGAAAUGAUGGAUCCAAAGUCAUUUCUGGAAUAUCCAGAAGGCAUUGUGAAGUGUGAAGAAAAUAGAGAAAGGUUUGGCAAGAAUCCUACUGAACUGCUCCAAAGAGUCAGCUUUGAUUGCCAUAAUUUCUCAUCUCCCGAUCAGUGGGAAAUAGGAAAACAACUGGGAAAAUGCCUGGAGUUACAAAGGAAGGUUAAUAGUCAUGCUGUUAUGUUCUUGGAUGAUAAAAAUACAAAUUAUUUUAUUUCCAAUGGUGUUGUAAAAUGUCAGCAUAAUAAAUGCGAACCAAGGUCAGAAAGCAGAAAAGAAAGUAAUGCUGGUUUUGUUGAUGAAGAGAUGGUAAGUGAAAAAGAAUCUGAACUACCAUUUAAUUGGUCCAAACCUUCACAGCAAUGGCAUGAACAACUAUGUGAAGUUAAGGCAGAAAUGGCUGAAAGAAAUGACUCUUCAUCUCCUGGUUCUAAAGAACAUUCUGGUAAACUUGUCAGCAGAUCCAUCAUUUCUAAGAUUCCAGUAUGGCUUAUGGAAGAUUUAGAUGGUGAUGUAUCACAGGUAACAGGAAAGUCAAGGAAUCCUUCACCAGAUGUUUCUGACUUUCAGAACAUAGAAUGGAAGCAAUCUAAUCCAGAGGACCAUAGUUCCAGAUUCCAGAUUCUUCAAGGUACACAAAGGAUUGGGCAGUGCAGAGAUAAAUAUUAUGUUGCUGUGGAUAAAUGUCCAGAGACCAAAUUAGAAAGGAACCCUCGAUUUAAGAAAAUCAAUGAUCAAAUCAUAAAUGUUACAAUUAAGCCAGAGAGAAAACAGGGGAUGACACCUGCUAAAUCACAAAUGAAGCACCACAACAAUGCAAACACUGAAAACAGAUGGGAUGGAAAAUCCUCUUCGAGUGAUUCAUUCUGCAUAUCUACUGACAAUGAGAAUGAAUCAAAUUUGCCUUGUUCUCCAUAUUUCACAAGGUGUAAGCUCCAUAGAGCAUCCAGCACAGGCAAGGAUGGGGAACUCUCUGAUGCUGAUUAUGCCACAGAUGAGCCUAGUGGAGCUGAAGAUUACGUCUUAAAAAGCUGUGGAAAAUUGUUUCCAAAGAAACUCAGUGCUCGGGAACUCAUGGACCAAAAGGAAACCUCUCAGAUCACAAGCAGCAGCAGCAGCGAAUCUAGUCUCAGAGAUGGCUGCCUAAAAUGUGAAAGGUCUUCCUGUACAGCAUCUCCUUUUCAUCCCUGGGAAGCCACAAAAGAUCAAAGAGAGCCUGAAAUACUGAUCAAGGGUACUGCAAGUAAUUAUGGUGGAGAACUAAAUUGGCAGAUUCCUCUGAGAAAUGAUCUUGUGGCUCGCCUUUUCCCUGUUUUCAAGAGCAGAGCAAAUCCAGAUGAGAAAGGCACUCUAGAGCAAGCUCCAAAAAGGCAAAUGGCCAAGCCAGGAGAAAACAAAUGGGAGGCUCCUGUGAACUGUAGAGAAACCUUUCUGUUAGCUCAAAUGAAAGAUGAGCAAGCAAAAGCAAUGGAUAUUCUCAGAAGACAAAUCAGCCAGUAUGAUGCUGUCAGGGCUCAGACAUCACAUCCCCUGGAAGAAUGUAAGAGCCAAGAAACAUUGAAACUCCCCAGAGAAAAAUCAGAAUGUGAGAAGCCCACACCAGCUAUUAAAAAAGAGGAAGAGUCAGAACAAAUAAGAAUGUUAAAGAAGCAAAUUGCAGGCCUACAGGAGGAGUUCAGGAGAAACAAGAUCCACUGGCAAGCUGCCCAUGGCACGCUAAGGAGUCAAGUGGAAGCACUGACCAAGCAGAACCUAGAGCUCCAGGAUGAGCUUGGAGUCUCUGAGCAUCAGAAGAUGGGAACCCAGAGAAAACAUGGAGCAGUGGAUAUUAUUAACAGAUCAGAAACACCGCUUUCUGCAGCUAUUUUGAGAGGGACAUCCUCCCAAGAGUCUGCAGAAGAGAGACCAUUGCAAGAUAGCCACAAGAAUCUCAUCAAUGUGCAUGUAAGAAGGAAAAUACCAUUCGAUGAUUUGGCUCAUAGAGAUAGGAAUGCCCAGGCAACCAGAAGUGCAGUGCUGAGGUCUGAGUCACUGAAAAGUGCAAGAGGAGAACAAAGAGCAAGGAGUCCAUCUAAAAUGCUUAAUAACAGAAGUUUGACCCCUACUGGUCGGAGGACACCCCAUCAAACACCCUUUCAAACUCAGAAAGCCUCACCUCAGUGGAUGUCUGACCAGCAACAAAACCAUGGAAGAAAUACACCCAUGUCUGUGUCUAACCUGUGUAUGCACAAGAAUACCGAUCCAUCUUUGUAUGUAAAAGGCAUAUGCUCUUCCACCUCAGGUACUUCAGAAGAUGCAGCAUUUUUAAACAGCCUAAAUAGUGACAUUUUAAACUCCACACCCUUGACUGAUGUGAAAAUCCAGGUGAUGGAGGAUCUUGGCGACAAAGGGGCUCAGAGAUUCAAGAAAGCCUCUGAGCAAUUAGUAUCAACAACCAUCUCCAGGCCAAACAGUGUCACUGCAAAUGGAAGGAAAACACCCAAAGAGAAUCUUUCUACACUUGUGAAGGCUGAAAAAAAGCCAACAUUACCCAGAAGAGCAUCACCCUGUGCUGAAAGCAAGGCUGAUGGGGAAGUGAAAGAAGAAAUAAAGUACCUAGAUGGAAAGGUGAAGCAGCUAUUCACUGAUGGACGCAGAAUUACUACAUUCCCCAAUGGUACAAAGAUGGAAAUUAGUACCGAUAAAAAGACAACUACUAUUACUUUUUACAAUGGCGAUAUUAAGAAGAUUUUACCAGAUCAGACAGUGAUUUAUUACUAUGCAGAUGCCCAGGCAACCAGGACUAUUUAUGUAGAUGGUUUGGAGGUGCUGCAGUUUCCUAAUGAUCAGAUUGAAAAGUACCAUCCUGAUGGUACCGAAGAAAUCAUCUUUCCAGACCGGACAGUGAAACGUCGCUAUGGUGGAGGUCUUGAGAAAACCAUUUUCCCAGAUGGUACAGUUGUUAAAGUAGAAAAAAAUGGAGUUAAAACCAUCCAGUUUCGUAAUGGGCAAAAGGAGAUCCAAACUGCUGUUUCAAAAAGAAGAGAGUACCCUGAUGGUACUAUAAAGACUAUCUAUGCUAAUGGCCAUUGGAAAGCCAAGAACAUUGCCCGACAGGUCCAAAUCCAAGAUGACAAGGAGGUCCUCAUUCUUGAUGAGUGACUCGUUCCCCUAAAUCAUGGUCUUACAGCCCGGCUAUUUGCAGUUUUUCCAAAAGCCUUCUGCCAAUGUUAAAAUUCAAAAUUAAACAAUACAAAUAGAAUGCAGCUUGCUACAAAUUAAA